UUCUUUAAUUUGUAGUACAAACUGAAAUAGACGCUAUUGUAUCCUUUCAGUUCGCCAUGGCCAACGCUUUCCUCGUCUCGAAGUGGAAGAUCUGGUACAACUCUCUUGAUGUGAAUCACGACGGAAUGAUUUCGUUUGCGGAUGUUGAAGAGUCUAGGAACAAGUUUUCCGAGCUUCACAAUCUUGACGCGAAACAGAAAAAGGAUGUUAUUGAGAACUUUGAAAAGUGGUGGAACCAGUAUAUCUUCAGGAAGAGGAAAGGAGAGGAGAUAUCGGAGAAAGAAUUCCUUGACAUGCUGAACAACGACUUCAAAACAGACAAAGCCAAAUUCCUAUCAGAAAUGGAAGCAUGCUUUAAAACCCUUUUCAAUGUAAUUGAUACCAACCAGGAUCGAUCAAUCUCCGAAGACGAGUUUCUGAUCGCUUUCAAGGCAUACGGACAUGAAAACGUUGCAUUGGAUACGAAGUUCUUCAAGUCUUACAAUCCAGAUAAAGACGGAUUGGUGCCCUUGAUGAAUAUUGUCAAUUCGUGGAUCCAGUUCACUACCAGUGAAGAUGAAUCAAAGCCGGACGUCGUCAAAGCCGCAUUUGAAUCUGGGGUAUAAGAGACAAUGGUGUAGGUCCAUGUUCACCACACUUUAACCCUGACCAAUCAAUAGCGCCACAGGUGACUGGUGACGCGCGUUUUGUUUAUUCAACAGCGCGGACUUUUAUGGAUGAUUGACACAAGACCAUCGCUGAUUGCUGAAGUUUUUAUAACAUUUAUAUGACGUAUAACUUAAAUCGAGUACGUGACAUUGCGGGACUCGGAGACGGAUAAAUAAACGUGUUAGUAAUUCACGUCAUAUAUCUAUUUUAGCCGGCUAUUGUUUAAAAUGUCCAAUAUACCUUUUUCACCA
Molecule: messenger RNA, 899 nt
Organism: Mya arenaria
Lineage: Eukaryota; Metazoa; Mollusca; Bivalvia; Myida; Myidae
Product: sarcoplasmic calcium-binding protein-like
Exons: 2
Coding region: 57-605 (182 amino acids)
Molecular function (GO): calcium ion binding
Source: RefSeq, a predicted model, not a curated record